AUGGGCUACCUCAUCGGCGGCUACCUCCAUGCUAAGCGUCGCCUCAAGAAGGGCCUCCUGCCCCUCGCCUACCACCGCUGGAUGGUCCGCCGCGCCGUCCUCGCCCAGGUCGACCCCCGCUACGGACGCCCCCACCAGCAGCCGGCUUACUACGCCACCUACCGCCCCGGCUACGGCGAAGCCUACGCGCAGGGCCAGGGCCACGGCGGCUACGGCAUGCAGAACAUGCCGCCCCCGCCGCCCAUGUAUGACCCCUCCUCGGCGAGGCCGCCCAUGUAUGUCCCGCCCGAGGGCGGCAGCAAGGUCGACCCAUCGCAGACAUAUGGGCGUGAGAGCUAUGCGCCGCCGGCUGGGCCGCCUCCACCUCAGCAGCAGACGGGCGUCGCGACGAACACCACGGGGAACACGAAUCCGUUUCUCGACAGGCCGCAGGCGUGA
This is a messenger RNA of Verticillium alfalfae VaMs.102, 438 nucleotides long. RefSeq lists its product as hypothetical. Bases 1 to 438 code for a protein of 145 amino acids. The transcript has a single exon. Lineage: Eukaryota; Fungi; Ascomycota; Sordariomycetes; Glomerellales; Plectosphaerellaceae. The record is from RefSeq and is a predicted model, not a curated record.